AUGAUCCUCGGUGUGUCGGGGGUUCGAGCCCCGGAAUCAAACCUGAGCGGGCCAAACAGCAGCUUUUGGCAGCUUAGCAGCGGCUACAACAACAACACGCUGGUGCUAACCGCGGCUCCCACAAUCCAGGACCAGGACCAGGACCAGGACCAGGUCCAGGACCAGGUCCAGGACCAGGACCAGGACCAGGACCAGGACUGUCCAGGGUCCAGCUUUUCCUCUGCUGGUCUGCAGGUUUCCAGAGGAGAGUUGGGAGGAUUCAACUCCGUGAGGCAAAGCUCCAAUCUUGUUGCAGCGGUCUCAGGACCUGAGGCCCGUAACACUGACACCAAGAAUCAUAAAGUCAAAGGAAGACCCAAAAGAUACUGCUGUGAUCAGUGCGAGGAAGUCUUCAUUACUUCAUCAAACCUGAAGAUCCAUAAGAAAACUCACACUGGAGAUAAAGCGUACAGCUGUGAUCAGUGUGGUGCGGCUUUUACCCGACGAUUUUGUCUAAAGAAUCACCAACGUAUUCACACUGGAGACAAGCCUUAUAGAUGUGAUCAGUGUGAAGCGACUUUUGCCCAGAAAAGUGCUCUAACGAGUCACCAACGUAUUCACACUGGAGAUAAGCCUUACAGAUGUGAUCAGUGUGGAGCGGCUUUUUCCCAGAAAAGUGCUCUAACGAGUCACCAACGUAUUCACACUGGAGAUAAGCCUUACAGCUGUGAUCAGUGUGGAGCGGCUUUUGCCCAGCAAAAUAAUCUUACGAGCCAUCAACGUAUUCAUACUGGAAACAAACCAUACAGAUGCGAUCAGUGUGGGGCGGCUUUUACAGAACAUGGUUAUUUAAGGAUUCAUAAACGUAUUCACACAGGAGAAAAACCAUACAGCUGUGCUCAGUGUGGGGCAGCUUUUACCCGACAAGGUCACCUAAAGAGGCACCAGCUUAUUCACUCUGGAGAUAAACCUCACAGAUGUGAUCAGUGUGGGGCGGCUUUCGCCCGAGAGGAUAGCCUAUGGAGUCACCAGAAGAUUCACACUGGAGAUAAACCUUACAGAUGUGAUCAGUGUGGGAUGGCUUUUACUGAACGAAGUAGUCUAAGGACUCACCAACAUAUUCACAAUGGAGUUAAACCGUACAGUUGUGAUCAGUGUGGGAUGACUUUUAGACACAAAGGAACUUUGAGUGCACACCAGAGUAUUCACACUGGACAAAAAUCUUACAGAUGUGAGCAGUGUGGAGCAGCUUAUGCCACAUCAAGUCAUCUAAUUCGUCACCAACGUAUUCACGCUGGAGACAAGCCUCAAGCCUGAAUUAUGGUUCCGCGUUAAAUCGACGCAGAGCCUACGCCGUAGCCUGACGUGCACCUCCCAAAAAUUGUAACUACGCGUUACGGCAACGCGGACCAAACGCAGACCGAGAGAGCUGUGAUUGAUUUGCUUUGUAGCCACGCAUUUCCGGUUCGUGAAGCAGUAGUGAACUUUCAGCUCUCUUUUCUUCGUCUGUGUAUGUGUUUUUUUUUUUUUUGUUUUGGUUUUUUGCGCAAUAGUUGUCCUUAUCUCUUUGAUUCACUGUGACCGGAAAAGCCGGAAACUAAACAAAGUAUGAACUAAACUAGCGCUCGCGGGGGGUAUUGCACCGCUGCAAAAUGGAGUGACGGAGAAGUCCGAAGGGUUCACAGCGGCAACGGGGUAUGCUCUGCGUUAAUGCAGAACCUUAAUUCAGGCUUUACAGAUGCGAUCAGUGUGGGGCGGCUUUUGCCCAACAAUUUAAUCUUACGUAUUCACACUGGAUAAAAAGUGUACAUUUGGAGGGGAAUGGUGGUGCAGCUGUCUCACACCAAGAAGGUCCUGGGUUCAAUUCCCGUCGGGGACGCUGUGGGCGUGUUAAGUUCCCCCAUGUCUUCAGCGCCCACACCCAGGGUGGGGUUGGUGCUGCGCAGCUAAUAUGAGCUACCCUCACAAAAACAUGCAACAGUAUAUACAUGCCCCUCUGGCCAGCCCGGGCGCCAGAUGGGGGGGGGAAUCUGGCCAGAGUAACGUGAUCCUUCCAUGCGCCGGAGAAGCCCCACCCUGCUCAGUCUUCAAGUACGGAGGAGACUUGAGCUCAGUGCAGGGUCAUCCCGGGGUUGGUAGAGGACUGACUUAGGUAGGAGCACGGGGUGGUAAAAAUGGGAAAAAUAUCUGGAAUAAAAAAAAAAAAGUGUGAUAUCAUUUAUUUUGAGAGCUCAGUUUAAAAGCAGUUUAGUUGCUUUAGUUGGAAAGAAAUAUUUGUAGUGUAGUAGUGGUAGUGUAGUGGCGAUAAAUACAGAUUUCUUUUUCUUUUUUUAAAAACGUUUGGUUUUUUUGUUUUUCUAGAUUUUAAACUGAAAUGUUUACUUCAGUUAUGUUUUCACAUUGGCAUUGUCAUCUCAUUGUUUAAAUAAAUCAGUUCUUAACUGUUUGUCAUUUGGAUAUUAAGCUCUGUCAAACCACUGCACAGACAAAACUACUAAAACUACUACUGCUCCAGAGAAUUUAAUUUGUUUAUGUUUUUGACAGGUCAGUCUCAGGAUGUUGAUAGUAGUACCUGGUGUAUGUGGGUUUUUUUUUUUUUUUUGGGGGGGGGAGACAUGUUUUCAUUGAACAUUUUUGAAAUGCUUGACAUACAGCUGGAAAAAUACACACAGUAGCCAAGAAUGUUACCAGUAGAAAUUAUCUAAAUAACUAAGUAGAAAUAUAACUUUUUAUCUCAAAGGAUAGCACAUCCAGCGACAAGAGUGGUCUGGGUUUGAUUUAUACAACAUUCUAACAUUUUGGUUUCAAAAAAGUGCAACAGUAAUGUGCAACAAUAAGUUGCAGUGCAAGAACAACAAAAUGUGCAACAACAAAUAACACUGAUGUAUUAAAAUAACAUUCAAUUGUACAAACAACAGAACUUGAAUAAAACAAGGUAACACAAAUGGUUAAAAAAACAAAUGUAAACUUGAAAAAGUAGGUGUUAAAACUUUGUAAAUGUAUGUAACUAUAACUAUGUGCAAAAGUUUUAGUAAACAGAUACAAUCUAAAU
This is a messenger RNA of Cololabis saira (Pacific saury), 3031 nucleotides long. Its product is annotated as zinc finger protein 501-like. The coding region runs from base 1 to 1296 and encodes 431 amino acids. The transcript has 4 exons. NCBI's taxonomy places the organism in Eukaryota, Metazoa, Chordata, Actinopteri, Beloniformes, Belonidae. The record is from RefSeq and is a predicted model, not a curated record.